This is a messenger RNA of Equus quagga, 6171 nucleotides long. RefSeq names its product radial spoke head component 9 (gene RSPH9). Lineage: Eukaryota; Metazoa; Chordata; Mammalia; Perissodactyla; Equidae. The record is from RefSeq and is a predicted model, not a curated record. Gene Ontology annotation, biological process: cilium movement involved in cell motility; motile cilium assembly; axoneme assembly. The transcript has 5 exons. The coding region runs from base 433 to 1140 and encodes 235 amino acids. Gene Ontology annotation, cellular component: axoneme.
UAAAACUUUAUGAUAGGUAUGUAUGUAUAUGAAAAAUCGUAAUAUGUAUAGGGUUCCUUACUGUCCAGGGUUUCAGGCAUCCACUGGGGGUCUUGGAACGUGUCCCCCACAGAUAAGGGAGGACUACUAUACCCUGGGAAUUGGCCUGGGUUGGAAUCCAGGGUUAAGGGAAACCGGGCUGUUGCUGUGACAACUGAACAAAUCUGCUCCCAACUCCGCAAAGGAAGAGGGGAACUAGUGUACGUACGCCCAGGCUUUUCCGAAGGGCAGGGUAGGGAGAAGGGCCGGCCGGAGGCCCUGAGAGGGCUGGGCCGCAGGCCGUCAGGCGGGUGGAAUCCUGCUGCCCGCCUGCCGGGAGGGCGGAGCUUCGGGUCUCCACGGACACGGCUUCUCCUAGCAACCUGGCGGGCGUCGAGCUGAGCCGCCGGGGCGAUGGACGCCGAGAGCCUCCUGCUGUCGCUGGAGCUGGCGUCCGGCAGUGGGCAGGGCCUCAGUCCGGACCGUCGGGCCUCACUGCUCACUUCCCUGAUGCUGGUUAAGCGCGACUACCGCUGCGAUCGGGUCCUCUUCUGGGGCCGCAUCCUCGGCCUCGUCGCCGAUUACUACAUCGCGCAGGGCCUGAGUGAGGACCAGCUCGCACCGCGCAAGACACUCUACAGCCUGAACUGCAUGGAGUGGAGCCUCCUGCCCCCUGCCACAGACGAGAUGAUGGUGCAGACAUCCGUGGUGAAGGGCCGCUUCACGGGGGACCCCUCGCAUGAGUAUGAACACACUGAGCUGCAGAAGGUGAACGACGGCGAGAAGGUCUUUGAAGAAGAAGUAGUGGUCCAGAUCAAGGAAGAGACCCGCUUGGUGUCCAUCAUUGACCAGAUUGACAAGGCUGUGUCUGUCAUUCCCCGUGGUGCCCUCUUUAAGACUCCUUUUGGACCCGUCCAUGUCAAUCGGACCUUUGAAGGACUGUCUUUGUCCCAAGCCAAGAAGCUCAGUUCCUACUUCCACUUCAGGGAGCCUGUUGAGCUGAAGAACAAGACCUUGCUUGAGAAGGCUGACCUGGACCCCUCCCUGGACUUCUUGGAUUCCUUGGAGCAUGACAUCCCCAAAGGGUGUGGCUGGACAGCUCUGCUUGGUGCUGACUUCUGAGCCUUCUCACACGCAGCUGGAUGCUCCAAGGUGGGUGGAUAAGGCCUUCCCUCCACAGUGCUGGGGGAUUAGGGGGGUUGACAUAAGAGUGCCUUUUUCCCUUGCAGUGUGAGAGGCAAGGAGGGGGCCAGACUAAAGCCAGGGCUAGAUGGGGUGUGGGGGCCCAGCAAAGUCUCCCUAAGGGAACCCCCUUAGCCCCAUCAGCCUUGCCAUUUGGAAUAAAGGGGACGCAAGAGGCAGCUCUCUCUGCAGCAGUGAUGUAAGAUAUGGAGCUUUAGGGUUUUCCCAAAGGAUGCUGGGGCCACACUGAUGUGUCUAGUCGGCAAGUAAAUUCAUCAGGCCGCUGGGAGGUACAGGAUCUGGGCCAGGGAGGUGGGUGAGUUUCAUUGGCCUGAGGCCCCAGACUUCUUGCCCUAAUGGUGGGCCUCAGGGCUCAAGGAUUAGCUGAAGUUCGUAUCGCGGUUCACCCCAGCGUGUUGCUUUGUCCUCAGCACUGAAGCCUUGGGAGCUGAGGGCUUCUGCCAUCUCCUAUGCAUGUGGGCCCAAGGGGAGGGAUGCUCCUGGCCUGACCUUGGGAAACCUUACAUCUUUUGGUCCUCCAGCCCCCUUCCUUCCAGAGCCACCACCAAAAAGCCUCCAGGAAGUCAGGCCGAGCUUUUUCACAUGAUUGCUUGGUGGGCCCAUGGUGUGAGGGUGGAGGUGUGGAUGGUCGGGGGAGAGCAGACACUCUGAUUUUGCUUCCAGACUCCCUUCCUUAUCUCCCAGUGAAAGCAGGAGCGCUGGGAGGCAGACAGCAGCCUGAAUGGCAGCCUGAAUGGGCUGGCCUAAGUGGGGUCAAAAUCCUUGGGACACCAGCACUGGUUGGAGAGAUGGAAUUUGGCAGCUGUUUUCUGCCCAGGUAGAUCAUUGUUUCCUUUCUGGGUCAGAGGCAACUGCUCAGGGGGACUUCAUGUCACCUGUGAGCAGGUACGAUUUAGGUUUCCCUAUCCCUGGGACUCCUGCUCUCUGUGCCCAUGGAGGUAGGCAGUUGCUCAGCAGUUUGUCCCUGGGCCAGCCUUGGCUGAGGAUAGGGAGGGAUGUCGCCUGGGGCCACUAAUACCCUCCUGAGCUGUCCUGCCAUGUCCUGGGGUCAGCCGAGUUUCGUGGGAGUGGGUAGCUUUGGGGGAAGAACCAUACUCCUGGUGGAUGCAGGGCACCAGUUAAGAGUUCUCUGAGCGUGGGCUGCAGCCAGGUGAGACAGAUGGAGCACCAGGUCAGGAGGCCAGAUUUCUAGGUAGUACUCUGCCACUCGAUGCUCCUUAACCUUUCACUCCAUCAGCAAAUAGCCACUGAGCAGCCACUAUGUGCCAGGCAGUGGGGAUGCCGUCGUGAACAAGACAGAUACUGUCCUUGCCUCACAGAGGUCUGGGAAGAUCAAAUGAAACAGAGGAUGGGAAGUGGAAAUGUAAAAUAGAAGGUGCCUCACAAACAAAGUCCCUGGUGUCCUGGGAAGCAGCGAGGGGCAGGCAGAGCCGAGAGGGAAGCAGAGCGUGAGGGGUGGAGGGCAGGGCUCCCAUCCUUGCUCCACCCUGGGCUGGAGCUGGCAGAUCUCAGGAAGUGCCAGGCACAGGGCCUCUGGGGUUCCAGCACACAAGUGGGGUGGAGCUCUCAGCAGCAAGGCCCAGUUCAGGCAGCAGAGGGCAGCAAGGGGCCUCCCUGCCUAGAAAGCAGCCUUUAAAAGGUGCUAGUGGUGGUGAUGGCUGGGGAGAGGACGGGGGACAGGGGAGACAGGAGCACUGGAGUGGUGGGGAACAUGGUGCCCAGGAUCUUGUGGGUCUGUGCAGGUGGCUCCUCCCACCAAGUUCCUUGGAAGCCUGGCUGACAGGUGCUCAGCCUGGACCAGGGUGCCUGGCCUUGCCCAUCAAUUAGACAGGGCCCUCUUCUGCCUCUCGCCCCACCCCCACCAGCCUCUAGGGGGUGUGACCUUACCUUGUGGCCCUGGUGUGGGGGGAGUGGCUGCUCUGAGAAGGGACUGACGCCAUUUCUGUGGUGUGACCAGUUGUGUGGUACUGGUCUGAGGAGAGGGUUUCAACUAUCUGCUGCCUGCUGAUCCCCAGCCUGGCCCACUCCGCCUUCAAACUUAAUCUCAGAGCUUUGCUGCCUUUCUUCCUGGAGGGCAGGGCAAUGCAAUUAUGAUAAGCAUACUCUGGCCUGAGGUUUCCAGACUAGCAAGGUGGGUGAGACCCCAAGGCCCAGGAAACCCAGGAGGACUUCCUGCUGAUUGCAAAAGGCCCUAUUCCUAAUUUACCAGCUUGUUCCCCACCACAUCCUCAAAAGACAGCUUGUGGAGAAGACUGACUGCCAGGGGGCAGGAGGGGAGGUUUGGGGCGACUUAGCCUCUGGGCUAAGAACUGAAAACAUCAGGGCUGCAGGAGGCUGCUUCCCCUGGAGUCUGAGAGGAGGUGGUGGCAGCUGGCUGGGCCCAAGCCUUUCUGGCAGUUGCAAUAAGAAAAGUGGGUGAAGGUGACAGCAAGUGCCUGGGUCCUCAGGUAGAUGCUACGUGACUCCUGGCACGUUGGGAGCCUAUGUGUUUCCUGGGCGACCAGCUGAGCCAGGGACAAGGAGAGGAGGACAGGAGUGUGACAGGAAUGCACGGGAGGGAGGGAGGCAGUGUUGUUGGCUGGCCUGCCCCUCACAUGCCACUUGUGUGCUCUGCCAGCACCCUUCGGCCUGCUUGGCACUGACCCCCUGCCCUGGUGGGGGGGAUCACUGUAUUUCUCUAGCAUCCCUGACAGUUUCUUCUUGCUCUCUGGGGCUGGGAUGAGGGGGAAGUCCCUGCUGAUGAGCCUGGGCCCCCUCAUCCAGUGGAGGCAAGAGGUAGCCAAACCCUAGGUGGGCAUGCUGGUAUGAGGGGUCAGGACCCAGCCCUUGGCCACGGUGUGCCAAGGUGCUAGUGACAGUGACCUGAUGAGUGGUCUAGUUGGGGGACUCCAGGACUCCAUUUCUCCAGAACAGCAUUUGGCCCAGGCGGGCUGCAAGCUGCUGUCUCCGGGUGGGCAAAGAGGAGUGAGGCAGAGCCUGACUUUUCUCAGUUCAAAGGAGCUAUGUGACCAAGGGCAGGGAGGGACUGUCCCCAGACAAUGCUCUGGGCACUGGAGGGGGUAACCAAGGUGUGUUAGGGAAUGCCCCUUCCUGGGGUCUGUGCUUCAGGCCAAGGGUCUGAAUGCGGUACACUGGGAACACUGCGUUCUCUCACCCUCCACUCCCAUUACCCCUAGGCAAUCUGUUUUCUAGAAUGAGUGACUAUGAAAGCAACAGACCUGGGCCUCUAGAACUCUGAGGGCAGGUCUGGGAGGUGGAGGACCUCAGGUGUCCAGAGAAGAAAGUUCUAGGAGCCAGGGGAAAUACUCCUCCUUCUCUGGCCAGGAAAGGCACCCCCUUUUAGGCAGCGCCCCACCCAGACCUCUAACCCAGGGACACUCUUCUUUCCUCUUUAUGUUGUCUGGCUGGCACUGUGUGGGCCUGGGGGAGUGGAACCAAGCCCACACUGGGGCUUCUACUUCAUCAUCUCAUGCAUGGGUGGUGGCACAUGGUGCAGGCCACUGCAGAGUGCUGAGAUGGGCUCCAAGCCAGCCUCUCCGUAAGCAGGCCAGGGCCAGCUGAUCUACAUGCACCCAGAAAGCUCUGGCUUGGACCUGGGCAGGUGACGGCACCCUGAGCAGGGCGGAGCUCCAUCAGGGCCGGGGGUUCCUGGUGGUCAAGUCUCUCGGAUGCAGGGUGGCCCCCAGUGGGUGGAGACUAGCUGUGAGGCUGCUGGGUGUGGAGUGACCAGGGUGGGCCAUGGCUGGAGGAGGCCUGGGGGAAGCUGGGGCAGCAGGAGCCAAGCAGCCGGGCUGAGCUGGCAGCCGAUGAAGGCCUCAGUGCAGCUUGCAGUCCAUCGCUGGCUGGUCUAACACCAAAACCUUCAAAGCAUUUGCCUUUCUGGCAGGGCCUGGAGCAGAGCUGCGGCUGGGCUGGGGAGAGGCCUCAGUGCGCAGGGGAAUAGAAGCUCCAGAUCUGCAUCCAGAGGCGAUUUUCCCAGGCUCCUUCCUCCCACACAGCGGCUCCCUCCCUUGGUUCUGGAGCUGGAUCAGGCCCUUCCCACCAAGUCCUCGUGGCUGCACAACCUAGCCCCAGGCUGGGCUGCUCGUCUGGGGAGCACACUGCAGGGUAGAACCCAGGACAGACAAAGGCUCAUUAGCUGCAGCUCAAGUCCCCUCCUGCCAGGACGGCUCCCAGUCUACCAGCUGCCAGAGAGGGCUAUUGAGCUGGGAAACCUGAAACGGCCAAACUUCCGUGUGAGCCCCUGGUCAGGUCUACUCCAUUUCAGAUCAGAGGCUUCUGGGACUGGGGAAGAGAGAGCAGAAUGGCAAGCAGGACAAAUGGCACUAGGACGGAAGGUCACUGUGAUUACCCCUGGUACAGGGUGGGGGAGCCUGAAGUCUCCCCUAGUCUGGCCCCAACUCCCCUUGGCCUGUGGAUUCAGCUUCCUCCCCCACUCAACCCUUAACUAGAUUUGCUGACAGAAACAAAACGGACUGGUUUGAGUUUCACCUCUUUUCAUUUCCUUUGCCCUCCCUCUGGAAGUGGUUUUAAUGAGCAGUGAAAUGGCUAAAAGGCAAUCAGGAGGAGUAAAGCGUCGGGAUAAUUAAAUUGUCUUCCCUUUUCCCAGUGGAACCUUAGCACCCGGGCUUGGUUGCCCAAGGCGCUGGGGGCCUCUGCACACCCAGCAGAGCUCCGGCUCCAGAGCACCCAGGCCUUGCCUCCUGCCCGCCUCCUCCCAGGGUCCUGGAGCAUCCAGAUGGAGAGGGGCAAUGCCCUGGUGGUCCUGCGCAGCCUGCUCUGGCCAGGCCUUACCUUCUUCCAUGCUCCCCGCACCAAGAACUGUGGCUAUAUCUACAUGGGCACCGGUGAGAAGAACAUAGACUUGCCCUUCAUGCUGUAGAGGGGGCCACGCCUGCAGAUUUUUUUGUAAAGUCUAAAUAUUAUUUUCUUAAAAUUCAGUGAAUUUGG